AUGCAUAAAGAUUUACCACCGUGCCCGGAACACUACAUACCUUCCAUCUCAGAAAAAUGCUUGGAACUAGGUUUAAGACUAGCUAAAAUUCAUGAAGUGCUCAAGUUCAGACAAACACCCUGGCUCAAAAAAUACAUAGAUUUCAAUACGGAUUUACGGAAGUAUAGAGAUGUCAGGCGGAUCACGAGAUGGGAUGGAAGAUACGGUGCUAGAGCAACUAUAGCCAAACCAAAUUUCGGCAGUUGUAUAAUCUUUGAUAAAGAUAUGAUAAUAGUUAAAUUGCAUCUUGCGAAGACCUUUAUCUACGAUUUUCACUACAAGUAUAUUGAUACGAAAUUUGGACAUCAGGCAAAAUUAUUGUACACUGACACGAAUAGUUUGAUAUAUCACUUCACCGUCCCCAACAUUUACGAAUGCAUCAAACAGGACUUGGAUAAAUUUGAUACCUCCGAUUAUCCACCUGAAAAUGUCUACGGAAUUCCAUUGGUUGACAAAAAAGUUCUGGGUUUGAUGAAAAACGAGUGUAACGGAGGAAUAAUAGCGGAAUUCACUGGCUUGAUAGCGAAGUUGUAUUCAUUCAGAAUGAUGACGGAGGAUAAGGAUGAAAAACGAGCCAAGGGUGUCAAAGGAUCCCUGUUAAAAACUAUAAGUUUCGAUGAUUACUCGAAAUGCGCUUUAGAACACGGAAAUUUUGUCGAACAUCAGAGUCUGAUACAAAGGCAGAAGCAUCAGGUCUAUACCAUUGAACAAAAAAAAGUAGCACUGAGCUGUAACGACGAUAACCGUAUCGUAUUUCAAAACAUAACCGAUACGCUGCCGUGGGGCUACAAGACCUGCAGUCAAACUGAGCAUAGGUAUGAAUUGUAUCUCUAA
Diprion similis is the source of this 873-nucleotide messenger RNA. RefSeq lists its product as uncharacterized. Bases 1 to 873 code for a protein of 290 amino acids. The record is from RefSeq and is a predicted model, not a curated record. NCBI's taxonomy places the organism in Eukaryota, Metazoa, Arthropoda, Insecta, Hymenoptera, Diprionidae. The transcript has 4 exons.